AUGGACACCAUAGAGACCAAAGCAACUCUAGAUAACAUCCAAACUAUAGGCGAUCGUUUUAUAGAGCUGGACGUUGGAACCGAUCUGUUGGUCCGCUUGUUUGGCGAACUACAUGAUGUUCGAACAGCUAUAGCAGCUAGCCAUAGCCAGACAGAAGGAACUGGUUCCCCAGAUGCAGUCGUAGGUCUGCUGGCCGUUCUACUACGUCAAAUUCUACGUCGUAUAAUACAAGCGUGUCCUCCACUAGCACCUCGGAAAGCCCGCCUUCUGCGUCCAUCUCUGCUGGCCAUUCUACUACGCCCGCCACCAAUUCUGCAAGUCGGCCUUCUACGUCUAGCUCUGCUAGCCCUUCCGCUACGCCUGCCUUAUCCUGCUAGGUAG
Messenger RNA from Penicillium soppii, 381 nucleotides. RefSeq lists its product as uncharacterized. The transcript has 2 exons. The record is from RefSeq and is a predicted model, not a curated record. The coding region runs from base 1 to 381 and encodes 126 amino acids. Lineage: Eukaryota; Fungi; Ascomycota; Eurotiomycetes; Eurotiales; Aspergillaceae.